CGUAAUUCUGGUGAAUCCAGAAAGGGAGGGGAAGGAGAGAGAGAGAGAGGGAGAGAAAAAGGAAGCUCUCCGAUAAGUUUUUGUGUAUAUUUCUCCAAAGUUACACAAACUUUCAUAAAGCGAAGGUGUUAUUGGAAGCUUGGGGGGAUCAUCAUGCUGAAGAGAGAAACCUGAAGGGAAGGACGGACAGCAGUUUGUCAGCAGUUGUGCACAGCUGAUGACAACAUCAAAUAUUAACACUUUUUAAGGCCUUGGGCCUCGAGUUACAAUACAGAGAUCCUGGCCAGAGACACGGAAGAUAAUGUCCUCUGACUUGGACUCUAGUCUCACCAGCAUUGACUGGCUGCCUCAGCUGGGAAUCAGCAGCCUGCGCUCGGGAAGAGAAAGAAGAGGAGUAGGAGGAGCAGGGGAGAGGGACAAGAAGAAAGACAGAGGGAGGGAGAGGGGAGACUUCCUACCCUCUGUGCCGGACCCCUCCCCUUCUAACUCUAAAGGGAAACCCCCCCACAGCUAUGCUACCCUCAUUGCCAUGGCAAUAGCAGCUGCACCUGAGAGGAAGUUGAGUUUGAAUGACAUUUACACCUGGAUCAGUGAAACUUUCCCCUACUACAGCCGAGCUGGUCGUGGAUGGAAAAACUCCAUUCGACAUAAUCUGUCCCUCAAUAAAUGCUUCAGGAAAGUUCCCCGGCCACAGAACGACCCCGGCAAGGGUUCCUAUUGGACGAUGGAUGGACCCGCAGAGGCGAAUCCAGUGAGGGCGCUUAAACGUCCCUAUCCAGAGGAGGAAGAGGAGAGACAGGAUAUGACCCGAGCAGAGAGAGGAGCCUCUCCUCAUCAACCACAACCAAACUCCCACACAGACCACCAGCUCCUUAAGGCAGAGUCACUGGGGAACAUCCACUCACCUCAGUCUGCCUCCCUCUCUCCUCCACCAUGCAAGCAACCAGCCCCUUUCAUACCAAGCCCAGUGUCCAAUCUCCCUGUCCCUCACCCAUCUGUCUCUCACUCCACUGGUCUCCCUCCUACUACCCCCAUGUCCUCCAUCAAUUCAUUCCCACCUCCCCUUCCUCCCAGCUCCACUUUUUCCAUCCCCACUCCCUCUGCUACACCUCUGUCUGCUGCCAGCAUGUGUACAGCUUCUCCAGUGGCUUCGUCUUUCUCUGAUGCUACCCUGUCCUUUCCUGCAAACUCAGGGCCUGUUUCUGUUUCCACUUUCUCCUGCACUCCUGUGUCCGGUUGCACCGCAUCAGGACUGAAUCACACUUCUGUGUCUGUUGUCCCUUCCUCUGUCGCCAUCCCACCUGUUCCUGUCGCCUCAUCCAACUUCUCCACUGAUCUCCCGCUCCGUUUCACCUUCGAUGAGCUGAAUUUGCCAGACUUGUACGCAUCGUUCAAGUCCCUUGUCAAGACCAUGCGUGAGCGUGGAGGCUCACAGUCGGAUGUUGCCCCCCUGCCAGUUCUGGGCAGUGACAUUACCCCACUUCACACUCCAACUCUGCUACCAUUGUCUCCUCACCCCCACCCUGCCCCUGCACCACCUGCCCCACCUCCAGCAGCUGCACACCCUCCUGAGACAGAGCGCGUUCCACAACACAUGGUGCCGCCUGACUGGUUCAGUAAUCCAGAUUCUCUGAAGGAGAGCUUCCGCAUUGCCAGCAGUCUAGACUGGGCAAACAUAGACCUCUCUGGUCACCCAGACCUGUUGGAGAGCAUGCGCCAGGCGGAGCUCUGCGACUGGGCCAUGGAUCCAGCCCUCUUCACUUCCCUCUGUGACUCUCUGAACCGCUUCUUCACUCAGAAAGGCAUGAUCACCUCUGGGAAUAACUCCCCACUAGCCCUCGGUGUACCUCACACCUUACAAGUCCCACCGUUCACCACCAAUCCUGCUCCUACUCUUGCCAGCCUCACUCAUCCCUCACCCCUACCCUACUCUCCCAUAGUUCCUCCUGCCAGUGGUGCACAGCCGCCCCGGAGGGCUCCACACAUGCAGGGACAAGGAGUUCAAAGACAGCAGCCAACACAACCUGCAAGCACGACUGCUGGGAUGCAGCCUCAGCCUAUGACACCACGACAGCGUCCUCCAUUAAAGAGUCUGCACAGCAACAGCGAGGAGAUCCAGGACGACUUUGACUGGGAUUCUCUCCUCGUUUGACCAUCGUCGUCUUGUGUGGAGAAACGAUUAAAAACUGAACUUUUCAGAGAGACGUGGCUCUUCACAGCCACCUUCAUCGAACUCUGUGCAGAAGCUGCCUCGCUCUUGUGCAUCUUCUCUGAGAGCAAGUUUUGGAUCAAGUUUUUCACAUAUGAAUGCUGUAAUUUGUAGGUAGAAAAAGUUGUAUGUUUUUUUUUUUCACCUUUACUCAAAUUCAUAUGCUGUAAUAACUUUUGUGUAGCUUAUCUUCCAGUGGUAACUGGCAUUGUUUUUGGCUUUUUUCCAGUCGGAUUAUAGAUUUAUAAACAUUUCACCAAAGAAAAUAAAAUGUCAAUUUAUUCUUGUCACAUUAUUGUACUCUGCAGUAGUAGUAAAACAAAUAUAUAUAUAAAAAAACAUGAAAUAGACAAAUUAACUACAGAGCAAGCAUGAAACAAGUCAACACAUCCUGUGUUUUUAUUUUAUUUCAUAAAUUCCUUUUGAUUUUUUUUCCAUUUUACUUUUCAAAUGUGAAUGUUCACAGUCAUCACCACACAAAAUUCAACCUUACCCGAUAAAAGAGAUAUUUUUCUUGUUGAUAUAAAAUAACAAUAAAUUCAUCAAACUAAAUUAAAAGAACAGCAUGGAGCAUGUUGUCAAGUCCCUGUUUUUCUUUUCUUCUUCUUUCAUUUGUUGAAAUAAUUGUCUUUUUUUCUUUUUAAAGAAGCAUCAGUAUCUCUCCCUCCCCGAAGGAAAAGAGGGAUGAAACACAAGGACAGUGGUGCUCUGGGAUCCCAUAUGAAAUGUGUGAUUGGAAAAAAAAAAAUGCUUCCGAUCAAUGAGGAAAAAAAAAAAAAGGUGAAAUAAGAUUGGCAGAGAAAUGGGUGACCCUUAUAAUACCUCAUUUGAAAUCCCAACAUUACAUAGUAUUAAUACAAGUGACAAUUUUUAAAAAUAAUGGAUGUCAUUUCUUCCUUACUGAGUCACUGAAAUAAGAUCAGACACAGGAAAAAUGGAGACAUAUUGAUACAUAUACACAGAAACAGGCAUUUGCACUAUUGCAUACUUGCGCACUCACAAAAUGAGCAUUUCUCAUUCACACGUCGCUGCAAACACACAUUCAAACAAACAUCCCAUUCAUUUCUCCCCCGUCAGACCGCCGCAGACGUCUGAGCUCGCUUUAGUUUUCCCACAAUAAAUCAGGAAGAAAAAAAUAAGCAUUUGAUUUUAAAUGGCAUCAUUGUGUGAUUUUUUUUUUCUUUUUCUUGGUUUUAUUUGUUCCCAAAAAUUGGAAAAAAAUAAAUUACAUUUAACAUUAAAUUAAAUUAAAAGUGAAAUAGUUUGACCACAAUUUGACCACAUUGUGCCUGAAAUGUUAAUGCAGCUUUUUCAGUCCAUAUCUCAAGUCUGGAGUUCAUUUAAAAAAAAAAACAACAUCAUCCUUCAUGCACUGGUUUCAUUUCAGUGAUUCAGUGUUUGUCUUCAUUCUAGCGGGAGGAAAGAGGAAGAGGCAGGUACGACAGUUUCUCUGUUCAGUUUGUUAGUGGCUAUGUCCCCUCUCCCUCCAUCUCGCUCAGUGCAGUAAUAUUAGAAUAGAGUGACACUACUGAAAAAGCCUCCUGCUCUCACAGACUUACCUUCACCUCAAGACAGGACUGAA
Molecule: messenger RNA, 3791 nt
Organism: Larimichthys crocea (large yellow croaker)
Lineage: Eukaryota; Metazoa; Chordata; Actinopteri; Sciaenidae
Gene: foxj2
Product: forkhead box J2
Exons: 10
Coding region: 302-2152 (616 amino acids)
Biological process (GO): regulation of transcription by RNA polymerase II
Cellular component (GO): nucleus
Molecular function (GO): DNA-binding transcription factor activity, RNA polymerase II-specific; RNA polymerase II cis-regulatory region sequence-specific DNA binding
Source: RefSeq, a predicted model, not a curated record